This is a messenger RNA of Drosophila gunungcola (fruit fly), 1705 nucleotides long. It is a transcript of the gene DNApol-epsilon58, whose product is annotated as DNA polymerase epsilon subunit 2. Gene Ontology annotation, biological process: error-prone translesion synthesis; DNA-templated DNA replication. Gene Ontology annotation, molecular function: DNA binding. Gene Ontology annotation, cellular component: epsilon DNA polymerase complex. Bases 74 to 1651 code for a protein of 525 amino acids. NCBI's taxonomy places the organism in Eukaryota, Metazoa, Arthropoda, Insecta, Diptera, Drosophilidae. The transcript is spliced from 2 exons. The record is from RefSeq and is a predicted model, not a curated record.
AUCAACAUAUCGAUCAAUCGAUUGACCCUGCUGACCCCCAUCCCUAAUUUGCGCGCGAAUAACUUUGAUAACAAUGGAUGCAGAUUUGCUGCCGCUGAGGAAACGCAUAACAAACACCUUCAAACUAUGUGGUUUCAUGAUCCGCUCGGAGAACAGCUCCUACCUGGCGGAGCAGCUGCUGCCUUUCGACGCCGCGGAGCGAGACAAAUGGCUGACGGUGAUCACGGAGAACCUGCAGAGCCAGAAGCUACUGACGCCGCAUGUGGAGCGGGCGGCGCUGGAGAAGGCCAUCAACGAGCUGAACCGGGUGGGCUUGGAUGAGGGGGAGACGGUCUUCGCCCUGAUCGAUGCGUUCACGGUGCCCCGCUUCCGGUACAACCAGCGCGUGAAGAAGUUCGAGCUGGACACCCAGCCCCGCCAGCUCCUGACUGCUCCCCGCAUGAAAUCGGACUACAUGCAGCAACGAUAUGCCAUGCUGCUCCAGAAAACCCUGCGCCACGACCUAUUUGCCCCGGCUGUCAUCCAGGAUGGCGUCGGCGCCGAGGCCCAGGCCAAGAAGUUCAAGCUGCAGUUCGCCGAAAACCUGCUGGCCAGCUCGGCGAUGAAGGAGGCCGUCGUCCUCGGCUUGCUCACCCAGCUGAAGGAGGGCAAAUUCUACGUAGAGGAUCCUACGGGCUGUGUCCAGCUGGAUCUCACUAAUGCCCGCUUUCAUGCCGGUUUCUUCUGCGAAGGCUGCUUUGUCCUGGCCGAGGGCCACUAUAACAACGGGGUCCUCAAGGUUGAUGGCCUGGGUUUUCCGCCCGCGGAGCCGGCGACAAGUAGCCGUGCCUUUUUCGGCACUGCCAACACCUGGGGCGGCGAGUCCGCCAAGCUACUGAAGUACUCACCCCGUCUGCAGGAACUGGAGCGUACCAAUACGGAAACAACCAUAGUAUUCCUAUCCGAUGUCCGGCUAGAUCUGCCCGUCGUCAUGGACAAGCUGCGCCAAUUGUUUGUGGGCUACGAUUCCUGCCCGCCGCAGGCAAUUGUGCUCAUGGGUCCUUUUACGGCCAGCACAAGGAAUCAUCACGAGCUUCGGCAUCAUCUGGAUGCCCUGGGCGCCUUGGCAGCUGGCUGUGAGCAGCUGAAGAAGCAAACGGAUCUGAUACUGGUGCCCUCAUCGGAGGAUCCCACCGCACCGAAUAUUUUGCCUCGUGCUCCCAUACCCGAGUGCCUGGCAGCGGGACUGCUGAAGGCCUGGCCACGCACCCAGUUGGCCACAAAUCCCUGCCGUUUGCAGUACUGCACCCAGCAGAUAGUUGUCUGCCGUCUGGACUUGAUGGCCAAGUUCUGCCGGAACACCUUGCACUUUCCCGAGGACACGUCGCAGAUUGAGCAGCACUUUGCCAGGACCAUUGUGUGCCAGGGUCACCUGGUGCCCAUUCAUCCGAUUGCCAUGCCAGUGCACUGGGACUACGAUCCCGGCUUGUGGCUGUACCCGCUGCCCGAUCUGAUAGUCAUGGGGGACUCGUGCCAGAGUUUUAGCAGCAAUCAACAUGGGUGCACUGUCCUCAAUACCGGCUCCUUUGUCAAGUCCAAGUUCGCCUUCAAAGUAUAUAUACCCGCCACGCGAACCGUUGAGGACUCGGAGAUACCAGACGAUGUGGAGUAGUUAUGAUAUAGUUAGCCCUAACGUAAGUUUAAUAAUUAUUUAAAUUUAAAUUGA